AUGCUAGCAAUACUUUAUCGCCGAGUUGCCUGGACACGUUACGGUGCUCCAGCCCAGUGCAUGCGCAGAGGGCGGAGUGACAUAGAUGAGCUUCUCGAACCCUUGAUUCUGAUAUUUUACAGCAUACCCAAGCAGAGAUCUGAAAAGAACAGUGACUCGAACACCGUUGGAGCACUCGGCAAUGGACGACAAGGAACCACAGCAAUCUAUGGGUUUCUAUGCUCUGCUAUCUGGAGUCCAGCGCAUUCGUAUGCUCUACUGCUUGUCUUUGCAUUCCUAAUAUCCACUUCCUGUGGGACGUUCUCGGUCACUAUCACCGCUGUGAUGGUAGAGGUGGAUCUGAACCGCUGCCUUCGAACUUUGCGCCGAUUUGUCUUGCUCUGGUUAUUCCCACCGCUGAUGCCAGCCAUGGACGAUUUCCGAGCUCUGGAUGAACCGAGCUCCGAAUGA
Penicillium concentricum is the source of this 450-nucleotide messenger RNA. RefSeq lists its product as uncharacterized. The record is from RefSeq and is a predicted model, not a curated record. The coding region runs from base 1 to 450 and encodes 149 amino acids. Lineage: Eukaryota; Fungi; Ascomycota; Eurotiomycetes; Eurotiales; Aspergillaceae. The transcript has 2 exons.